AUGAUGAUAAGAAAAAUGCUUGUUCUUAUUGGCCUGUUUUAUUUAUCUGAAUCAAAAGAAAAUCCUUUUAUGCCUAACUUAUCUUUGGGAGAAUAUCGUACGGUAUUUGAUAAAGUAUAUCCUUGUGAAUCAACAAAAAACCAUUUAUUUCAAUAUAAUGUUUAUUUUAGUAAAAAGUCAUUAAAUAUAACUGAGUUGAGAGGCAAUAUAACAUUUUUGAUACCUUUUGAUGAUAAUUUUAUACUUGAAUUAAAUAUUGCGUCUUGGAGUUUAACUGGCGGCUGGAAGCCAAAUUCAGCUGUAUACAUAACAAAAAAUGCAUGUAGUAAAAUGAAACUUAUCCUAGGAAAAGCAUGGUUUUCUAUGACAAAGACAUUUAAUAUAAAAAAUGAUUGUCCUUUGCCAGUGGGCACAUACAUUUCAUCAGGUAUUGACUUGAAGAAAUUAGAAGAUCAUAACUUACCCAAAGUAUAUUUUUAUGGAAAAUACAAAGCCGUAUUUAAGAUAAAGAAUACAGAAAAUAAAAUUCUAGGAUGUGGUGUAUUCGAGCUGAAUCUUAUACGACCAUGGGAAAAACCAAUUUGA
Messenger RNA from Rhopalosiphum maidis (corn leaf aphid), 585 nucleotides. RefSeq lists its product as uncharacterized. Lineage: Eukaryota; Metazoa; Arthropoda; Insecta; Hemiptera; Aphididae. The transcript is spliced from 4 exons. The record is from RefSeq and is a predicted model, not a curated record. The coding region runs from base 1 to 585 and encodes 194 amino acids.